AUGGCCGCUUUCUUCCCCCGCAACUUCUACAACUCUGACGCCUCCUUCACUCCUCUCUUCCGUCUUCUGGAGGACUUCGACAACUAUUCCCGCCAGGGCGGUCAGAACGGCACCACCCGCGGCACCCACCGCAACCACGUCCCGACCUUCCAGCCCAAGUUCGAUGUCCGCGAGGUCGAGGAUGCCUAUGAGCUUCACGGCGAGCUCCCCGGCUUGAAGAAGGAGGACGUCUCCAUCGAAUUCACCGACCCCCACACCCUCCAUAUUCGGGGCCGCGUCGAGCGCUCCUACACCGCGGGUACUCCCCCCGCUGGUCUCCUCCAGCAGAGCAAUGAGAUGAGCGGUGCCAUCACCGACGGCCAGGAACGCCCCCGCUCCGCGCACCAGGCCACUGUUGAGGACGAUGACAACGAAACCAACUCCACCGCCCAGCCCACACCGGCCACUACUGUCGCCGAGGUGGACAAGAGCGGCAAGCAGCAGCAGAAGCAAGAAGGCCCGGUCGACAACGCCAAGUACUGGGUCUCGGAGCGCAGCAUCGGCGAGUUCAGCAGGGUCUUCAACUUCCCUGGCCAGGUCUCGACCGACAACGUCUCUGCCAAGUUCACGGACGGAAUCCUCACGAUCCGUGUGCCCAAGGCUCCCAAGCAUGAGACCCGCCGCAUCCAGAUUGCUUAA
Colletotrichum aenigma is the source of this 678-nucleotide messenger RNA. It is a transcript of the gene hsp30, whose product is annotated as 30 kDa heat shock protein. The coding region runs from base 1 to 678 and encodes 225 amino acids. Gene Ontology annotation, biological process: response to hydrogen peroxide; response to salt stress; protein folding. The transcript has a single exon. The record is from RefSeq and is a predicted model, not a curated record. Lineage: Eukaryota; Fungi; Ascomycota; Sordariomycetes; Glomerellales; Glomerellaceae.